UGACUCGUAGCAAGAACUUGCGAGACAAAACUCAAAGUAGCUUUAUACAUAUACUGCUGAAAUGGCAACCAAUUGGUCCAUGCAAAAGCACAAGUGUUUACUACAAUGCUUGAACGGUUUCUUUCUUUUUUUUUUAAUGCUCUCAUUUUCCUUCACUUUCUGUAUCUAUAUAUGUGCUUUCCACUUCUUGAUUUCUCAUCAACUCCAUCUCCUUUUCCUUACAACUCGAAAAUCACAUAUCUUUCUCUCUCAGUAACCCUUCUUUUCUUUCAAAAAACUUAGAUUGAGCGAGCAAUAAUGGAUGUGGUUGGUGAUCUUUUGCCAUUCUUAGCUAUGGUUAUUGUGCAGUUUGGCUUUGCAGGUAUGAAUAUCACGUCAAAACUUGCAAUGGACUCCGGCAUGAAACCACUCGUUCUUGUCUCUUACCGGCAAAUCUUUGCCACCAUUGCGAUGGUUCCCUUUGCCUAUUUCUUCGAGUGGAAAACAAGACCCAAGAUUACUAAGACUCUUCUGUUGCAGAUUUUUUUAUGUUCCCUUACUGGGGUAACUGGAAAUCAAGUUUUUUAUUUUGUUGGGCUAGAAAAUUCUACCCCAACAAUUGGAUGUGCACUCACUAAUAUUCUCCCUGCUGUCACUUUUAUUCUGGCAGUCCUCCUCAGACAAGAAUCUGUUGGAAUCAGGAAGAUAUCAGGGCAAGCUAAGAUGUUCGGGACAAUAAUAUGCGUAGCAGGUGCUAUGUUGUUGUCGUUUUACCAUGGGCCAAUCAUCAACAUAGGCGAAUCCAGCAUUCACUGGAAAUAUGCAGAUGACAUGGGAAGCAGCAGUUCUGCUUCAAAAUCAAACUUCAUUUUAGGUUCUUUGUUUAUAAUGGCAAGUGCAAUUUGCUGGGCAAUCUGGUUUACACUCCAAGUGAAGGUCAGCGACAAGUUUCCAGCUCCAUACACAAGCACCUUUUUGAUGUGCUUCAUGGGCAGCAUUGAAUGCGUGGUCAUUGCUCUUGGUGCCAAUCAUGAAUUGUCCCAAUGGUCAUUGCGAUCUCCAGGCAGGCUCGUUGCUGCUCUUUAUGCAGGAGUUGUGUGUUCUGCUCUAGCUUUUUCCCUCACUUCAUGGAGUAUCCAGAAGAAAGGAGCACUGUACGUCUCAGUUUUCAGCCCACUGUUACUGGUUAUCGUCGCUGUUCUGAGCUGGGCACUGCUGCGUGAGAAACUAUACGUUGGAACUGCUGUAGGAUCUGUGCUGAUUGUUGCUGGGCUUUAUGCUGUUCUGUGGGGGAAAGACAAGGAGACGAAAGUGAAGGUUUUUGAAGAAAUAGAAGCAUGGAAGGGAGAGAAAGGUGACGUUGAAUUGCAGCUGCCUGCAAAUUCCUAUGGCAAUAAUGCUGCUCACGCUGCAAACUAAGUGAACAAACAGUGAAGCAAAGCAAAGUUCUCUGUUUCCAGCCCACAUUGCUGUUGCUUUUGAGGUGUAUGUGGGUGAUUUUUUUACCCCAUUUUCAGAGUAAUGUCUGAGGCUGGCUGUUAUCUGUUAAUGCUAGUUUUUGCUUAACUGCUAAGAACUUGAUUAAUUAUCAUCUUAAGUAUGAUUACUUUUGUGUAAGAUAAGCACAGAUCGAUAAUGGUGUGCAUUUUGUUAAUUGAAUUUUGGAUUUAUGCCC
This is a messenger RNA of Manihot esculenta (cassava), 1654 nucleotides long. Its product is annotated as WAT1-related protein At1g09380. The transcript has 6 exons. The coding region runs from base 298 to 1398 and encodes 366 amino acids. NCBI's taxonomy places the organism in Eukaryota, Viridiplantae, Streptophyta, Magnoliopsida, Malpighiales, Euphorbiaceae. The record is from RefSeq and is a predicted model, not a curated record. Gene Ontology annotation, cellular component: plasma membrane. Gene Ontology annotation, molecular function: transmembrane transporter activity.